Molecule: messenger RNA, 360 nt
Organism: Cynara cardunculus var. scolymus (artichoke)
Lineage: Eukaryota; Viridiplantae; Streptophyta; Magnoliopsida; Asterales; Asteraceae
Product: pheromone-processing carboxypeptidase KEX1-like
Exons: 2
Coding region: 1-360 (119 amino acids)
Source: RefSeq, a predicted model, not a curated record
AUGGAUGUUGAUGUCGUCCGGGAUGGCGCUGAAGCUCGUGAUGAGGACCUUCCAAUCACCUCUGCAACUAAUGUUGAUGAUAUGGAUGAUGAUAAAGAUGAAGAUCAAUUUGAUGCUAGCAAAGACGAUGACUCUUCCGACCUUCCUGACGUUGGUGAAGACCUUAGUGAUGAUGAUGAAGACAACGAUGAUGACGAAUUCACCAUACAAUACCAAGGACCUAUCCGUGCCAUGAAAGGCAUCGGUCUCAAGGAUUCGACAUCCCAGGGGGAGCAAGAGGAGAAAGAGAAGGAGACUCAAGAAAAGAACCAGAACACAAAGUCAAAACACAAGGAUGUUGCUGAAGAAGGAAACUUAUAG